Schizophyllum commune H4-8 is the source of this 288-nucleotide messenger RNA. RefSeq lists its product as uncharacterized. The annotation marks the transcript as partial. The transcript has a single exon. NCBI's taxonomy places the organism in Eukaryota, Fungi, Basidiomycota, Agaricomycetes, Agaricales, Schizophyllaceae. The record is from RefSeq and is a predicted model, not a curated record.
AUGCCGUGGCUACGAAAACACAACCCGAAUAUAGACUGGAAUGGCCUGACAAUCCAACUAGAGCCCACCCUUCGCGCCGUGGUCUUCGAACCCGAACCGCGUAUGCGGAGUGUCACUCUCAUCGAGGAGCUACCGCGAGACGAGCCGGACUGGGUGGGAGAGGCACCGCAGGACCCCCGUGUGAUACUCGAGGAGGUGGCGCCGCCAACAGCUACGGCACCCCGACCGGAACCGGUCUGGAACGAACCCAGCGCUCCGCGGCUGCUGAACUCAAAACAACGCAAACGC